AUGCCACCAAAGAAAGCAAAAGCUGUGAAUAAGAAGCCGGCUGUCAGUAAACCUAAGACUAGUAAGGCUAAGACUAAGAGUACCAAACGAUCUAAACCAAAGUAAGUCUUGGUACCACAAUUAGUACUAUUGGAGCCUUUAUACUAUUGGUACUUGCAUCAUUUUUCACAAUAUUAAUAUACCACAGCUUUUAGCCGGUCUUCGAAAAAGGUAAAAGCCAAGAAAUCGACCAGUAAAAAGAGUAAAAAGCAAAAGAAAGAAAAGAAGGAAAAGAGAGAGAGAAAAGAAGAGACGUCAGAGAAAAAGAAGUCGUCUGGAGCACAGGAAUCGCCCGGAGUGGAAUCGACCGCUCCAGAUAAGGAAACCAAGAAGUCUGAUUCCGUAUGUGAGACUACACCGUCUACAGAAUCCGUGAAAACAGAAAAAGUGGAGGAUCAGAAGUCAGGGAUUCAACCGGUCGAAGAAGAGCAGAUUCAAAAGGGUGAGGAUGAACAGAUCCAGAAGAUUGAGGGUGAACAAGUUCUGAAGAAGGACGAUGGUCAGAUUCAGAAUGACGUCGAGGAGCAGCUUCAGAAGAACGACGACGAAAAAAGUUUUGGAGAUUACUCUGACCUUUUGGUAGGUCUUCAAAGUUAAAUUGUCAUUUUUCAACUGUCAGUACGUCUGAAAACAACUAAAAGUGAUCUUGUGAACCAAAUUAACACUCUCAAUUUCAGUCUAGUCCAUUUGGUGCUCUUUUCGUACCUCCAGUGACCAACUGA
Messenger RNA from Bursaphelenchus okinawaensis, 761 nucleotides. The record is from the annotation of a GenBank genome assembly. Lineage: Eukaryota; Metazoa; Nematoda; Chromadorea; Rhabditida; Aphelenchoididae.